AUGCAGACUACUUCUACAAACACUUGUUGUCACCUGUACAAUAAGUCCAUCCGUGACAUUUCCUUGCUACUAAAUAUUCCACGGUCAACUGUUAGUGAUAUUAUAACACGAUGGAAGCAACUGGGAACAACAGCAACUCAGCCAUGAAGUGGUAGGCCACGUAAAAUGACAGAGCGGGGUCAGCGCAUGCUGAAGCACACAGUGCGCAGAAGUCACCAACUGUCUGCAAAGUCAAUAGCUAAAGACCUCCAAACGUCAUGUGGCCUUCAGAGUAGCACAACAACAGUGCAUAGAGAGCUUCAUGGAAUGGGUUUCCAUGGCCGAGCAGCUGCAUCCAAGUCUUACAUCACCAAGUGCAAUGCAAGGCGUCGGAUGCCAUGGUGUAAAGCACACUGCCACUGGACUCUA
Messenger RNA from Staurois parvus, 408 nucleotides. The record is from the annotation of a GenBank genome assembly. NCBI's taxonomy places the organism in Eukaryota, Metazoa, Chordata, Amphibia, Anura, Ranidae.